This is a messenger RNA of Aphanomyces invadans, 613 nucleotides long. Its product is annotated as 40S ribosomal protein S23. Bases 43 to 480 code for a protein of 145 amino acids. The record is from RefSeq and is a predicted model, not a curated record. NCBI's taxonomy places the organism in Eukaryota, Oomycota, Saprolegniomycetes, Saprolegniales, Verrucalvaceae. Gene Ontology annotation, molecular function: structural constituent of ribosome. Gene Ontology annotation, biological process: translation. The transcript has 2 exons. Gene Ontology annotation, cellular component: cytosolic small ribosomal subunit; ribosome.
GGCCCAUUCAGUUCUUUUUUCUCCUGACCUCGACUGAAAAAGAUGGCCAAGCACAAGCCCGCUGGUAUUCGUUGCGCUCGCAAGUUGCGCGUCCACCGCCGUUCGCAACGAUGGCAUCAAAAGUCGUACAACAAGUCGCACUCCGUGACUGCCAUGAAGGCCAACCCGUUGGGUGGUUCGUCCAUGGCCAAGGGGAUCGUCUUGGAAAAGAUUGGGAUUGAAGCCAAGCAGCCUAACUCUGCCAUUCGUAAGUCGUGCCGUGUGCAAUUGAUUAAGAACGGCAAGAAGAUCGCUGCCUUCGUCCCCCGCGAUGGUUGCUUGAACUACGUCGAUGAAAACGACGAAGUUUUGAUUGCUGGGUUCGGUCGUCGUGGGCAUGCCGUCGGUGAUAUUCCCGGUGUCCGUUUCAAGGUUGUCAAGGUGUCCGGUGUGUCUCUGUUGGCCUUGUACAAGGAAAAGAAGGAAAAGCCCCGCUCUUAAAUGCAGCAUGUUGGUGGCUUGUGUGCCGCCAUGCUGUCGACCUUUGUGCCGAUGUAGCCCGGUAGAGACGCCGACGAUAUAUCGCAUGCAAUUGUGCCUCUUGGGAGAAUAAUACAAGGAACAAUACCAGUCC